Messenger RNA from Musa acuminata AAA Group (dessert banana), 1237 nucleotides. RefSeq lists its product as uncharacterized. The coding region runs from base 135 to 1010 and encodes 291 amino acids. NCBI's taxonomy places the organism in Eukaryota, Viridiplantae, Streptophyta, Magnoliopsida, Zingiberales, Musaceae. The record is from RefSeq and is a predicted model, not a curated record. The transcript is spliced from 8 exons.
ACUCACACCUAUUUAAGUCGAUCGAUCGAUCUCUUUCAAUCGUUCCCUUUGCCCUACGUAUCCUUUCUGGGUUCUCUCAUAGACUUAUCUUUCGGCUCAGGUUGGUGGUUGAUCUUCGUUCGUGGAGCAAUUCGAUGGAGAGGGUUAGGAGAGAUGCUCACGCUGGGUCUUGGUACACCGGCAAUGCCAGCAAAUUGGAUGAGGAACUUGAUGGGUGGCUUAAAGCAACUGGGCUGACUAAGUCUUCUAAUGUUAGAGGCAUCAUUGCCCCGCAUGCUGGAUACUCAUAUUCGGGUCGUUGUGCAGCAUUUGCAUUUGCUAACAUUGACCCUGCAAGCAUUUCACGAGUAUUUCUACUUGGUCCUUCACACCAUUAUUACACUCCUAAGUGUGGCCUUACAAGAGCCACUAUAUACAGGACACCUUUGGGUGACUUGCCGGUUGAUUUGGAAGUUAAUGAUGAGCUCCAGGCAACAGGAAAGUUUGAACUCAUGGAUCUUUGUGUUGAUGAAGCAGAACAUAGCAUGGAGAUGCAUUUGCCUUAUCUUGCUAAAGUAUUUAAUGGUUAUCCUGUUAAAGUUGUACCUAUUUUGGUUGGUGCCAUUAAUGCAGAAAAUGAAUCCAUGUACGGUCGACUGCUUGCCAAGUACGUCGAUGACCGUAAAAAUUUCUUCUCAGUAUCAUCGGAUUUCUGCCACUGGGGAUCUAGGUUCAAUUACACACACUAUGAUGCAAAGCAUGGUACCAUCUACAAAUCCAUUGAGGUCCUGGACCAUAUGGGCAUGGAUAUCAUAGAGACCGGGGAUGCUAAUGCGUUCAAAGGGUAUCUACAGAAAUAUGGAAAUACCAUCUGCGGGCGCCGCCCUAUUACUGUUUUCCUCCAUAUGUUAAAGAACUGCUCCACAAAGAUCAAAAUUGAUUUCCUGCAAUAUGAGCAAUCCAGCCAGUGCAAGAGCAAGCGGGACUACAGUGUCAGCUACGCUUCAGCCGCUGCGAAGAUGGAGAGUUGAUGCAGCAAUGCUUCUGACCUUUUGUUUCCUUGCUUCUAUUUAAGCCAAGUUUGCAUUGGUCUGUCCACUUUGCUUUAGCUUUGCUUACAUGAAGUAAAUGUUAGAUUUGCUUUUAGUUAGCAGUUGUUAGUUGUGGUUGGUAAUUGACCCUAACUUAUAAUGUAAUCGAAUGCCUGAGUUCAUUUCUUCAUGUUUGGGUUACACUAAUAGCAAAAGGGCUCACUGUA